This is a messenger RNA of Heteronotia binoei (common prickly gecko), 2919 nucleotides long. RefSeq names its product immediate early response 5 like (gene IER5L). NCBI's taxonomy places the organism in Eukaryota, Metazoa, Chordata, Lepidosauria, Squamata, Gekkonidae. The record is from RefSeq and is a predicted model, not a curated record. Bases 88 to 1323 code for a protein of 411 amino acids. The transcript has a single exon.
UCUCGGGCGCCCGGGCUCGGCGGCCUCUGUCCCCGCGCCCGGGUGGAUGCGGUCCCGGGCGGGCGGCUGCGGCGGCGGCGACGGCCGAUGCUGAGGGGCCGGAGGAGGAUGGAGUGCGCCCUCGACGCCCAGUCGCUCAUCAGCAUCUCCCUGCGCAAGAUCCACAGCUCCCGCACGCAGCGCGGGGGCAUCAAGCUGCACAAGAACCUGCUCGUCUCCUAUGUCCUCCGCAACGCCCGGCAGCUCUACCUGAGCGAGCGCUACGCCGAGCUCUACCGGCGCCAGCACCACCACCACCACUACCAGGAAGGCGGCGUGCUCUUGGGCAUGCCUCCCGGAGCCUGCGCGCCCGCCUCGGCCGCCGAGAUCCCCGCCGACUUCAGCCCGCUCCACUUGCAGGGCGACGCCGACGAGCACGAGGGAAGCGGCGGAGGCGGCCUCCAGCCGGGGCAGCCGCUACGGAGCUGCGCCCUGGCGCGGGCGGGCGUCGGAGGCGAGCUCUUGGAGAUGCCCGGGUGCGCCGCGCUUCAGGACGAGGAGCCGCUGGGGCUGCCCCCUCCGCCCGCGCCGCCCGCCGCCCUCUCGGGGCUCUGCAGGGACUCCUCGCCCGCUUUCUACCAGCCCCGGCCCGCCGGCGGCUCGCCCGCCUCGCCGCCGCCUCCGUGCGCCUUGCCCGCGCUGCUCUACCCGGGCGCCUGCGACUUCGCGCCCGGCGCCGCGCCGCCACCGCCGUCGGGGCUGCUUCCUGCCGCCGCCUCGCCGCCGCACUGCUCGAGCCGCACCACCGUCUUGGACCUGGACACGCACGUGGUGACCACGGUGGAGAACGGCUACCUGCACCACGACUGCUGCUCGCAAUGGCCCUGCGGCUGCCAGCCCGGCGCGCCGCCCAGCCCGGGCUCCAAGCGCAAGUACUACCCGGGCCACGAGAGCGAAGAGGACGCCGCCUCGCCGGGGGGCCCGGCCGCCUCCAACGGCGGCGCUGCUGCUGCUGUGGCCGGAGCCGCCUCCUCCUCGCUGGGCGGAGGGGGCGCCGGGGAGCCUGCCUUCGCCCCUUGCCCCAAGCGCGCUCGCUUCGAGGACUUCAGCGCCGCCGAGCCCGGCCCGGACUCCUCCAACAUCUCCAACUUGAUCUCCAUUUUCGGCUCGGGUUUCACUGGGCUCGUCAGCCGGCAGCAGCAGCACCACCACCACCAGCAGCAGCAGCAAAGCCAGCAGCAGCAGCAGGCGGACUCCUCGGAGCAGCCGCUCAACGGGCAGCUCUGUAGCAAACAAGCGCUGGCCAGCUUGGGGGCUUGGACGCGAGCGAUCGUGGCCUUUUAGGGGGGCGGGAGGGGGGGCUUUGGGCGACCUGCGAGAGGGGCGAUCGGAGGGGAGGGAGGGAGGGGGCCCCACUCUGAAACAAAAGACUUGAGGAGGGGGGGGCCGAAGGGAGGGCGCAGAAGAAGAAAACCAACCGAAUGUUUUAUAAAUUGUAAGAUAAAAAAAAAAACUUUAAUUCUGAGAAUCUCGGGUCUUUAUUUUUACAGAGAUGAGGAAAUAGUACCUAUUUAAAGUUAAAAAGAAGAAGAAAAAUCCUUUUGUGUCUCUGCUGGGGGUGGUGUUGGGGGUUGUGUCGCUUUUUUUUUUUUUUCCUCUUUCCCCCUUUUUAAUCCUUCCAGGUUUUUUAGUGUUUGGUUUCCCUAAGCGGUGGUGUGGGGAGGGGGUUCUGUUUGGAUGCCCCCUGAGGGGGGGGGUGGGAGAAAGAGGACUUGGGGGGAAGGGGAGGGGAAGAGGCUGCCCCUCUGGAGAGGGGCUGGGGGGAGCCUUAGAUCCCCCUUUAGCAGGAAGGUCUGGGGGGGGGGGGCAGUCCCUGGCCCACCCAGGGACUUUAGAGUUUGUGAAACAGACCCCCUCCCCUGGAACUGUUUCCAGUGCUGGGGAGGGGGGAGCACAUAAAUGCUAGCGAAGUGGGUGAACUCCAGUUGCAAUUUUUUUUAAUGCAGUUGAUUGUUGAAUUGGUUUCUAGAUCUCCCCCACCCCCCAUGAAAAAGACAUAAGGGGGGGGGGGAAAUCACCCGCAGCCCAUUUUUGUGGUUCAGUUUCCCUUCACGGGAGUUUCUGACUGAGGGGGGGCAGGCUUCCUCUGGGGAAGGGAGUAGAUUCCCAUUAUACAGACAUCAAGAAGGAAAAAUCAAAGAAACAGAAAAAAAGACUAGAAUCAACUUUUCCCCCCUUGGAAGCAAAUUGAUGUAAUUUGACAUCUAUGUGGUGGUGGGGGGGAGCAGUUUCAAGUCUUAUUCCUGCUUCUUCCCCCACCAUCUUCCGCAUUCUUGAAAUCGACUUCAAACAAGAUACUUUGAUUUGGGGAGGGGGUGAGUGUGACAUGGUAACUACUUCUCCCAUCAUGCACUGCUCUGCAGGUCGUCUUUCCCUUCCCCUGUUUGUGCACCUGGGAGGGGAGGGGAAAGGGUGCUGUGUGAAUGGAAAUGCCACAGGUCAAUGUGUGAACACUAUUUUAGCGUCUUUCAGUGUGCUGAGGGGGUAUACUUUUUUUAAAGUUUGGAUUCUUUCAUUUCAGCCUUUCCAGCCUAAAGCCAGCAUUGUUUGGGUCUUGUGUGCAAAAGUCUGUACUUUGUAGCCUUUCUCUUUUCUUUUGAAACAAAUAUUUAAAUUUUGUGUUUUUCAUUAAAGUGAGGGGGGGGAAGCCUUUUGUUAUAAAAAGGUAUCUUGCAGCCUGCCAUCGAAAAUCUCACAUGAAGCACUGUGUGUGUGUUAAAGGAUGCCGUUGCCAAAACAGCAGUUCUUUUUUAUUAUUUGUUUGUAUCUGUAUAAUUUUUUUUUUCUGUGUGCAUACUGAAUUGUAUAUCACCGGGUAAAACUGUUCAGAAUUGUUUUAAAUUUAUAAUCUUAAUAAAAAGUCCAAUUAUAAAAGUUAAA